Molecule: messenger RNA, 1687 nt
Organism: Ostrinia nubilalis (European corn borer)
Lineage: Eukaryota; Metazoa; Arthropoda; Insecta; Lepidoptera; Crambidae
Gene: GSTt1
Product: glutathione S-transferase theta-1-like
Exons: 5
Coding region: 83-769 (228 amino acids)
Biological process (GO): glutathione metabolic process
Cellular component (GO): cytoplasm
Molecular function (GO): glutathione transferase activity
Source: RefSeq, a predicted model, not a curated record
ACUAGUUGUACUUUGGCUGUCAAAUUGUAAGCAAAGUUUCGAAGUUCGCUGAUCCUAGUUCUAACUUAAAAAUUAACAAAAAAUGCCACUAAAAUUGUAUUAUGAUUUAAUGUCCCAACCAUCUCGAACAUUAUUUAUUCUUCUCAAAAAAGUCCAAUGUGACUUUGAGCCCAAAUAUGUGGAUCUCCGGAAAGCUGAACAUUAUUCUGAGGAGUUCACUAAUCAAAUUAAUCGAAUGCAGAGAGUGCCAGUGAUUGACCACAAUGGAUUUAUUUUAUCUGAGAGUGUUGCAAUAGUCAGAUACUUGGCCCAAGAAAAGAUGAUUCCUGAGAGCUUGUACCCAUCAGAUAGCAAACUACGGGCUCGGGUGGACGAAUAUUUGGAGUGGCAACAUGUAGGCCUGCGAUGGCACUGUGCCAUGUACUUUAGAGUUAAGAGCUUGGAGCCCGCUCUACUCGGGAGGCAAACAGACGAAAAGACGCUAGCGGGCUACAAGCGUCGCAUGUUGCGAGCGCUCGACGACUUCGACCAGAAGUGGCUCGGAAUCCGUAACCAAUUCGUAGUCGGCGACACCCUGACUGUUGCCGAUUUGUUCGCUGCCACGGAGCUAGAACAACCGCGGAUGGCAGGCUACGACCCCAAGGAGCACUACCCCGCCAUAGCGACGUGGGCCAAGAAGGUGCAAGAGCAUUUCAACCCUUACUACGACGAAGCGCACGUCACCCUCAACAAAAUCGCCACCAAACAGAUUCAGAUGGCAAAAUUGUAAAAUUAAUUCAUUUAUUUCACUAAGGUGGCUUUUAAAGGGCACUUUUACAUCUCCCAAUAUUUUUUGCAUUAACCCUACCACUGGUUCGGGACAAUAAUGUCGAAAAGUGCAAAAAAAGCAGCGCAAGAAACCAACUCAAUAUUGUUACCCUUUUUUCUACAUUUUACAGGAUUAUGAACUAAAAUCAUGUGCUCGUAAAAUCUACUCUAGUUUGGUAAUAUUGACAAAUACAGAGUGAUUUUUGUAUCAGUAUCCAAAUUUUCAGGAUCGACUCAGAAUCAGUAACUUAAUUGAUUUACGUAAAGAAAACAAAACUUUUUUCUCCAUAUUUAAUUAUUUUCAUCCGCUGCGCGCGGUUUCCAAAUUGACUCACGUGGAAAAUUUGCUUAGUUCAUGGAAAAAUACGUACACACAGUUAACUGCAAAGCUUAAUAGACAUAAUGGUGAGCAAAAUAAGCAAUAACCUUUAAAACUUAAGAUAUGGGCACCCGCGGAUUAGACUUUCAAUAUUUUUUUUUUGCGAAAAAAAAAUACCACAAUUAAAAAUAAUUACGAUAAAAUUGUAUUGUCAAAUUGUUCUAACGAGCUUAUUAAAAAAUUUGGAUACUGAUAACAAAGUCACCCUGUAGAUACAUUGUACAUAAAAUAAUAAAUUCAAUGCUACAAGAUAAAACGAGAUUAAUGCAAACAGUUAAAGAAAUACCCAAAGAAAUUCGUAUAUGUAUUAUUACUCACGUACAUUGAUGAUAGUAAUGGAACAAUGAAAUAUUUUGUAUACAAUUUACAUUUCACUUAGCAUUUAAGGGUUAAGGAAUUUUAUUUCAUGUUACCUAAUGACAUUGCAAUAUUAUUUUAAGGAUAUAAUUAUGGUAUGGUGUUUUCAGGAUUGAUAUAUUUUUUUGUUGUAACUUCAUGAAG